This is a messenger RNA of Xiphophorus maculatus (southern platyfish), 5106 nucleotides long. RefSeq names its product transmembrane protein 198-B-like (gene tmem198aa). The coding region runs from base 804 to 1976 and encodes 390 amino acids. The record is from RefSeq and is a predicted model, not a curated record. Gene Ontology annotation, biological process: positive regulation of canonical Wnt signaling pathway. The transcript is spliced from 9 exons. Lineage: Eukaryota; Metazoa; Chordata; Actinopteri; Cyprinodontiformes; Poeciliidae. Gene Ontology annotation, cellular component: plasma membrane; cytoplasmic vesicle.
GAAUAGAUCCCAUCAUCCCCCCUACUGCGCGGAGGGAAUGGUUCAACCCGCUGAGAGGGAGAGAGAGAGGGAGACUGGACGCACAAAGGAAGUGCACAUUCUGAUCGUUCUGAAUGGAGAUAAUUGGGUACAUGAUGUAAACACGGAAUAAAUAUCGAAAGGCGUCGUUCCAUUUUUUUUGCCCCCCUCCGUCCAUCCGCCGCAGUUGUCCAUUAAAGGUGUUUAAUAAUAUAUGAGGUAGUAGCUAUACUGGCUGCGCGUCUGUCUGUGCAGAGAAAGAAAGGCAGCCAGAGAGAGAGGAACUGAAGCCAAGAGUGAAGGAGAGGGAAGAGGAGUUGAGCUUUGUUUCAUCCUCGCUUUGGUGAGGUUUCUGGAGUUUCCCGCCUGCUUUGGAGACGUGAUGUUGGACUGGAAAAGCUAACCAAGUUCAACGAGGGACGGGAUUUUUUUUUUCCUUCUUUUUUUAUCUGCGCUUUGGAGCUGCGAAAAUGACAAUAGAAGAGAACGCCAAUAUGUUGCAUUUGUGAGACAUGAAGAGUUCACUGACCUGAAGAAGACAACCUUUUGAAGAAAUUUAACCACUGGGAUUUGGUACGUGAAUGAAUGCGGAGCUGUGUGUGGGCGUUUGGCUGGCAGCAACAGUCUGUGUGCCCCUCUCCAUCACCCCUUUCUACACGCCUCCUGUUUGUAGGCAAACACGUCUCCAUGGGUGAGGUCCACUGAGCCAGGAAUCCCUGUGUCUCUCACCCCUCCCUGCCUUCCUUGCUACCCUUAAACCCUUCCCCCCCUCAAGAGGAGCCACAAUGACUUCCACCAGCCAGCUUCUGGGUUUAGCCGAGAUGGGCCUAAAGUGUGACCAGGAGAUCGAGAGGAGGUAUGAGAUUGUGCCCUCGGUGGUCUGCUCCAUGUGCUGCCUCUUUGGAAUCAUCUACUGCUUCUUUGGCUAUCGAUGCUUCAAGGCAGUGUUGUUUCUAACAGGCCUGAUGUUUGGCUCUGUGGUCAUCUUCAUGCUGUGCUACAAGGAGAGGGUGAUGGACACUCAGCUGAGCGUAGAGGCAUCUGUCGGUAUUGGCCUGGGCAUUGGGACACUGUGUGGCCUGGUGACCAUGUUGGUCCGCAGCGUGGGCCUUUUUAUGGUAGGCCUGCUGCUGGGCCUGCUGGUUGGAGUUGCAUCACUUGUGGUUAUGGAGGAAUUCUAUCACCCUAAAACAGUAUGGGUUCCUCUGGGAAUCCUUCUGGGCUCUGGGACAUUGUUUGCCGUCCUCACUCUUCAGUGGCAACGGUGCUUCGUCACCUUCUCUACGGCAACAUUUGGCUCUGCCAUCAUCACUGUCACAGUGGAUUACUUUAUAGAGCUGUUUGCCUUGGUGCACUACAUCUAUGAGAGACUCAAGGUGGCACCAAAGAAGCCUGUCUGCUGGUUCACCUGGGUCAUCUUAGGGGUGUGGCCUGUCCUGACCCUCCUUGGAGUUCUGAUCCAAUGGAAAGUUACUGCAGAGGGAUUUUCUCACACGGAGGUGGUACUGAGUCGACAGCAGCGGCGGGUUCAGCUCAUGCGAAUCCGACAAAGAGAGGAAAAGCUGAAAAAAGAGAAGGAGAAGAAGAAGAAAAAACGUCAAAACCAGAAGACCACCCUCAAGCAGAAGGCUCAUACCCAUCACAGCCACCAUCACCAGCAGUACCACCACCCAGUGGUCUCCCACUCUCAUCACCAAACCCAGAGCUCUCAGCAACCUAAGGUCCCUCCUCCUCCUUCCCAGACAGAACCCGGCUACCACCGCAAACCCAACCCCAAAAGACGCUUUGAUGGAGAUGUGCUGUCUCCGAGCUACAUCAGGAGUUUCAGAGACAGACAGACAGAAAGACGGGCUUACUCCCACACUCGAAUGAGUCGCUCUCGGAUGGCUCAACUGGACUAUGACUGCGGCUCUCAAGUGCCUCUCACAGUCCCCAGUGGACCAGCAGUUCGGAUCUAAACACAUUCACACAAUCACUGUCUCCUUCAAAACUCUUGGACACCAACAGAAGUAAAAGACUUGAAACAGCCCUAUCUACUGUUAGUUUACCCAACUGAAGAUUACCAUAUUCUGAUCAUUUGUAACCCAAAAUGGUUUUGUCUUGUUUGGUGUUUUGCCAACCAUUUUGGUUUUCAGAAUGAUAAUGAACAAAGACUUUGGUUUUGGAGGGAGCACAAAUUGAUGGCCAUCCGAUUCUUCAUUUAGCGCCAGUGAAGCUUUUGCUUUCCAUCGAGGCACUGAAGAAAAUGGAGCUGUUUUAUAUGUUAUCAAGCAAACUGUUUCAGUAAUUUUUCAAUGUGACUGUUCUGGGAAGGGGAGAGGGCAUAUUUGUCAUACUCCGUAACAUCGCAGCUGAAAUGGAAUUGUGUGUAUUUUAGAGUAUCGGGGAACUGCAACUUUUUUUUUUUCUUCAUCUGUAUUCAGUAUCUCUACCUUCAAGGAAGUUAAAGGAUGACACACUUCACUUCAAGGGUUCUGAGGGGAGUGCUCAGUGAUAAAUGUUAAAACAAACUGAAGGUACAAUGCAAACACUGAACUGAAAGCUCUUACUGUUCAUUUUUUUCCACUUGGAGGUGUCUGUGUAAAGUAAGAUAUUUAUUUCACUGGGGUUAUUUUUUGAUCAGAGCUUGUUAAUACAGAAGAUAGCAAGUGGCUUGGAAAAUCCUGUGGGUUUUUUAAAGGGGGGUGAAUUGUAGGUGUGAAUCGAACUGAGCGGUUCAAACCAAAGAGGGGUUUUUUUUGUUAAUUCCUCUUCUAAAUUAGUAUUGCUUCCUGCAUAUUGUUCCAUUCUCCAAGGCAGAUGUGUUUACAUCUCAUCACUGACCUUCCUCCAUGUUUGGUCCCAACUGGUCUGCUUCUAUGUUUGAGUGGACACAUGAGCCCUACAGCUGAUGGGCUGGCCCAAUUAUUAGCAAACACGAGGGGGAUUCAUUUAAAUGUCAGAUGUGCAUGAUGUCCAAUUCUCUUCCUCCUCUUGUUUUACCACAUACUGCUUCGCUUGGAAGGAUUAACUUCUAAAGGUUUUUCAUGACAUGUUAUGUAAUGAAGAGGAGGCCUUAAAGAAAGAUUAGCUCAUUGAAAGAGGUAAGAAAAUGAAAGCAUCUGCAAAUGGCACCCUCUAAUGUUUACUGCUGGACCUGUCUUUUAGACUUUAUGUGUGUUUGUGUCAACAUACAUUUACAUGUUACUCUAUUUUUAAUUUAUGUAUUUCCUGCAAUUAAGAUGUUGAGCCACCAUCCAGAGAGGAGAGGUGGAUUUCAAUGUUUUAUGUAAAGAUGUAAUGUUUAACAUUAUUUUAUUUACGCCUUACAGAAACUUAGAUGUUUUACACACGCACAAUUCCUAACUUAAGGAAAUAUUACAAUGAGUUAUGACAAAUGAUACUGCCAAUAAUGCAAAAGUAAGAAAUGGAUUAAACUUGAUUCCUAAAAAUGUAGGAUUCCAUGAUUUGAAAUGUGAGCAGAACAAAGCGGAGCAACAGUUAAACAUUCACGCACUGAUUUAAUAGUGUUUGACAUUUGCAGAUUUUGCGGUUCUUUCUUACAGGGGGACAAUUAACUAUGUUAUACUCCAUUAUUGCAUGACAAAACUCGUGUAAUACCUGUAUCCAUUGUGUUGUGUAUUUUUUGCCAUGUGGAAACCCCAGAUUUCCAGCUUUUUUGGACCAAGGGUGCAUAAACACCUCUUUAUCUCUGUAUAUUUACACUGUCCAAGUAAAUACCUUUGAAAGGACAUGUAUUGUUACUAGAUGGAUGCUUCAGAAUAUUUAAAGUAAGGUUCUGUUACAAGCAGUUGACAUCUUACCUCCAGUAGCAUAAAUCCUUAUUAGUUGGUCCCAGAGGCUGAAGCUAACAGCCAGUCUGACAGAGGCCAUGACCAAAGCAGACCUCCAAUCUCAAAAACAUCAUGGUGGUUUAUGUGGGUGCUCUUUUAUUAACCCUAUAACUGUCAUCAGGUUUGUAUUUUGUGAUUACUUAUAAAGACGAUGGUGGUUAUUUUCACCGGAACAGGAGCUAGAACGUGGUGCACCAUCAGUAAUGUUCUUGCAUUAAACAUGCUUAAGAUUAAAUAUGUAAAGCAUUUCUGGUCAAAAAGCAAAAAUAUUUUUGGUAGUUUAGAAAAUGUUUUAAUUGAUUUUUACUCUGACUCACUUCUCUAGUAGGUGGUUAAUCUGACAAGAUGCUGUAUAUGUGCAGUUCAAGGUGCAUGUUCUGUACAGGAACAUCACUGUGACACCUCCUAUUUCCAUUUGCUGCGAAAAUAAGCAGCCCGACUAAAACAGAGUGACAGUUCAAAACAUGAUCAAAAGCUGCUUGCAUAAACCACUUUGAAGGUUUCAGUACUGGAAUAUUUUUAUUAUGGUAUGAAUCCACUUUGGUCUGGGCUCCCCUCAGAUUACACUUUAGCUUCAGCCUCAUCAACCAACUGAUUUUUAUUUAUACUAAAUGACGAUGCAAAGAUGGUUGUGGGUAAUUUGACAACUGCAACUUCCUAACAAGAACUGCUGUAAAAAUUUCUGAACUAUUUCUUUUUAAUUUAAACCACCUCCUGUUCUACUUUAUGGUAUUAUUCUUAUGGUCUUUCACCGUAAUGUCUGUAAUAGUGUAACUUUAUUUUUGCUUGUACCUCAGUCCUCUUUUUUAUGUCCUGGUUGUGUUUUUACUGUAGUGGUGAUGUAUGUUAUCAUAUGUAAAUGCUAAUCACUGGCUCCUCUCUUGCUUGUAAUUGGUAGUGUGGGCUAAUAAUUCUUUUAUGUAUAUUGCUUUGCUUUGUCUUUUAUUAUUUUCAUAUAGUACAAUAUUCAGAUACACUGAAUAUUGUACUAUAUAUUGUGAGAAUAUUUUGACUGUAGAUACUGACUUGUAAAUAAUCUUAAUGUGCAAAUAUUUUACUCGGUUUUAAUGUUUUUAAUAUUAUGUUGUGUUUCAUUUCUGCAGCUGAAUACUUUUAAUGGAGUAGACCUGUCAUGCUGUGAUCCUGCUGAAUGUUUUUUUGAUUUGACCUUGUGUAAAUAUGUUUCUCAUUCUGCUGGUUGAACCUGUGAUGAUGGAAUUCAGCCGACAAAUUUUAAACUUGGAAUUUAAAUUUG